Pocillopora verrucosa is the source of this 4992-nucleotide messenger RNA. Its product is annotated as potassium channel subfamily T member 1. The record is from RefSeq and is a predicted model, not a curated record. Gene Ontology annotation, molecular function: intracellular sodium-activated potassium channel activity; outward rectifier potassium channel activity. Gene Ontology annotation, cellular component: plasma membrane. NCBI's taxonomy places the organism in Eukaryota, Metazoa, Cnidaria, Anthozoa, Scleractinia, Pocilloporidae. Gene Ontology annotation, biological process: potassium ion transmembrane transport.
GGAAGUGUUGACGAGAGCUGUAGAUGAGUAAUGAUGUCUGCUGCACUAUCGGGUGCGAUAGAAACUUGAGGAGUUUUUAGGUUCAGUUUUGGAAGGAAAGAAGAGUUCCAUAAUUUCUCGUAACGUAAAUUUUCGCGCGAAAAUAAUUGGAGCAGAUUGAUUGCGCAUGACUGCGUAGUAUUCGUAAAGAAAAGAAUAUGGCGACCGGUGGAAAGAAAGUUAGGAUACAGACUAAAGUAAAGUACACCAAGUCGGUUCCUUCCACGACUGUUAUGAACGAUUCUGAUCUUCUUGGCCCUAGGUACCGUCUCAAAGAUCUCCUCUCGUCAGAUAAAGGCGAAGACAAGGAAAGGGUUCGUGUAGAGCACUAUGUCCAUGACAAGUCAUUUAAAGAAAGAGUUAAAUUCUAUUUUGUAACUGAUCAAAGAUCUAGUAUAAGAUGGCAGAUAUUUCGCUUCAUCCUGAAGAUAGUGUCAUGUGUAUUGUAUGUUGUACGAGGCUGCUAUGAUUUAGAUCCAAAUCGAGCUGGUGGAUAUGGUUGUCCAGAUAACAGAACUGCCAACCGUGAGUGGGCUUGUCCUGUAUAUCAUGAAGGAGAGAAUUAUUGGUGGUCAUUGCUAUGGGUUGAAAGACCCCAUUUGAUAUGGAUUGUACAGACAAUCAUUGCAGUGUACAGUAUACUGGAAGCAAUCUUACUUAGUUAUUUGACCUUCAAGGGAGGUUCUGUCAUUGGUCAAAUUGUAAAUAGUCGUGUUAUUGCUGAGAUUUUGCUAGGAAUGCCUUUCUUAAUAUCUAUAUUUUAUAGCAGACUAAGAAAUUUGUGGGUACCUCUGUUUUUGAAUAUUUGGCUUGCCAAGAAUGCAUUAGAUGCAAUGCUUAAUGAUCUUCACCGACUAGCUUUGCGUCAGCAGUCAGCAGUAUCCCAAAAGGUUCUUGUAGUGGUUGGAACUGUGUUAUGUAUAUUAUUUACUGGAAUAUGUGGUAUUCAUCACCUUGAGAGACCUGCUUCACAGUGGAGUUUUUUUGUGUGUAUCUGGUUUGUGAUGGUGACGUUUAGCACAGUGGGCUAUGGUGAAUUCACUCCAAGUGACUGGCCAGCACAGACAUUUGUUAUGAUAAUGAUUGCCUGUGCUAUCAUUAUGCUACCUAUUGAGUUGGAGCAGCUGGCUUUCUUGCUGGUCUCUCGUCAGAAAGAGGGUGGUACAUUUAAUCGCAUGCUGGCUGGUUCUGAAAAACAUGUGGUAUUAUGUGCAACAAUACUCCGGCCAACUAUGCUGAUUGACUUCUUGAAUGAGUUUUAUGCUGAUACCAGAUUGCAGGAUGCCCAUGUGGUUUUGCUCUGUCCAUCAGAGCUUGACAGCACACUGAGAAUUCUCCUACAGGUACCCCAUUGGUCACAGAGAGUCACGUUUUUAAAGGGAUCUGCACUCAUUGAUGAAGACCUUAUAAGAGCCAGGGUUGAGGAUGCUGAAGGAUGCUUCAUCCUUACUGACAGAUAUGCAGAUGACAGAGAGGCUGCUGACAAGCACACCAUUUUGAGGACAUGGGCUAUUCAGGACUUUGCUCCUGCUACUCCAUUGUAUGUACAGAUCCUCAAGCCAGAGAACAAGUUUCAUGUCAGCUUUGCAGAGCAUGUUGUCUGUGAAGAUGAAGUGAAACAUGCCCUCUUGGCUAGUAACUGUGUGUGUCCAGGAAUUUCCACGUUUUUCACUCUACUUCUUCACACCCUUCAUGAACAGAGUGGAUCAGAAGAUUGGCAUGAGAUGUAUGGUAAAUGUGCGGGAAAUGAAAUUUAUGACAUCCGCCUGGGGGACAGCAAGAUCUUUAGACCAUAUGCACAAAAGACAUUUAUGCAUGCUGCUUUUCAUGCACACAAGAAAUAUGGUGUGACACUCUUUGCAGUUCGUUCAAUUGGAAAAGGUUCUCGUAUUCUGUUAAAUCCUGGUCCAAACCACAAAAUGAGUACUGAGGAUAGAUGUUUCUACAUUGCCAUCUCCAGUGAAGAAGACACAGCAUUUAAAGCCUACAAAGAGCCAAAAAAGCCAGUCAGUUUAUUUAAGGGAAGCUUUAGGCACAAGAACGAUUCAUUUAUUACUGCAAGCUCUGUGGCUCUUGAGCUGAAUACCGACUCUGUUGAAGCAGUAGGACUUAAGUACCUAGACGAGGCUCCUGCUAAUGGUGUUGGACAUGCCAGCUCCACUGAUCAAGUGACAUCAUCUUCAUCAGUCAAACUAGAGCAGGGAACUUCUUCCAUGAAACCAUCACGAGGAUUUAAAGAAGUCGUUUUUGACAUAGCAGACUCAAGACGAUCAUCAAAUUCUGUGUAUGUACCCAAUGAAUCAGAUUCCGAGGAGGAAGAACACGAAGAACAGGAAUUUAGUUUGCUGGAUGACACCAGUAGGAUACCCAGCUAUGUGGCUGGAGUUCCUCCUUGUUCUUUGUAUAUUGGCCGCACUCCUAUCAGAUGUCAUCUUCUGAAAACUCCUAAAAAAGUCUGCUGUUUAGGGCUCAGAAAUGAGGCCUGUUUAGACCGUGAUCUGAAUGACAGUGCCAGAUUACAUCAGAGACAAAAGGGAGCUAUCAUUGUGGCGUCACCUGUAGCCGAAGCUGGAUUGUACAACUUUAUUUUGCCCCUCAGAGCUUAUCAGCGGCCCAAGUGCACCCUUAAACCCAUAGUACUUCUCCUGAAAGAAGAGCCCAGUGAAGACUUCUUAAUGGCUGUGCGUCACUUUCCCAUGCUGUAUUAUAUUCAAGGAACCAUAAAUAGUUUGGACGACCUUCUCAAGGCUGGUUGCCUUCAUGCAGACAGUAUAGUAGUUGUAGGCUAUCGAUCUCAAGGCCAGAUGUAUGACGAGGAGCACAUGGCAGAUGCCAGUACCAUCGUAGAAGUGCAGAGCAUCUACAGAUGUUUUCCAAGAGCGACUCUGAUUGUGGAGCUGACACAUGCGUCUAACAUGCGCUUCAUGAAGUUCAAUGCCGAUGUAACCCUACCUCCUGGAUUACAAAGCGAAUCACUUGCUAGUUUUAAAACACGGAGCUUCAGAGAGAGUGUCAAGAGAAGAAUCAAACAGCAGAAUAAAGACCAUUUAAACUAUAUGUUCCGUGAACCCUUUGCUGCCGGUCACGUGUUCAGCAUGAGCAUGCUGGAUACCCUGCUGUAUCAGGCAUUUGUGAAGGAAUACAUGAUCUACCUGGUCAGACUUCUGUUAGGCUGUGAACAAUCGCCUGGAUCAGGAUAUCUCUCUUCACUGAAAGUCACUGAAGAUAACAUUUGGAUCGAAACGUAUGGAAGGCUUUUUCAGCGACUUUGCUCGACAACGUUUGCCAUUCCUAUUGGCCUCUAUCGAUCACAUAUUCCAGAGGAGGACAGUGUUGAUGCCUUCCCAAGGAUGAGAAAGAAGGAGACUAGGGACAUCUCGGACAUCAUCGAGCACAGGAUGAAAGUUUUGAACAUCACUGGAACUCCUGAUAUGACUCACAGGUUAGGUAACUCUUACGUGGUUGUCAACCCCAAUCCUGAGUUUCAGUUACAAAUCGGUGACAUCAUCUACCUGAUUCGUCCAUGCAACACAAGUAUGUCAGAUACAGAGGAGGAACCUACCGAUUCAGGAAGGGACGACAUUCCAAGUACUUCUCUCUGAGUGGAAUGACAGCCUGCAGUGGGGAGAAAUGAGAGCAGCCGCAAGUAGACACAAGUGACGAUGUUUCUACCUAAUGGGAGAUCUCUUUGUGUGUCACUGACUUUGGCCUUGUAGAGGAAUUCAUCCGUCGAUGAUGUUGAUCACGAUGAUAGAGCUGUGGUAUACUUCGUGCAUGUAGCCUGUUUAAAGGGUCUUGCUAGAAUGAUGUCCUGCAGUGUUACGCAGUCCACAGCACUGAGAACAAUGAAAUAGACACUAGAAAACGAAAGAUGCGAGCAGGAGUUUGAGUGAUCUGCCGUGAACAGAUCCAAAGUAUUCAUUGAUAUCUUAUUCCAAUUGCGAUCCUAUAGUGAAUUGACACUUGUCGAACUUGUUUCAUCGUUGAAAUUGUAAUUUAAGAUCAAAUCUUGCUAACUUAAUAUAUAGAUAUUACAAAUUUUUAUCUUAGAAAUAGUUGACUUCAUUUGCCAGUUCAAAUGAGGUUGUUGUUUUGAACAAUACUCACUGCGUGAUGCACUUGAAUUAUUCAAUACUAUUUUGUAAUUAAUAGACGUUAGAUCUUUUUUCAUUCAUGGAAAUAGUCACUCUCUUGUGAUUACUUAUUGAAAACGCCGUUGAUGUUGGAUGAUUUUUGUCUUUGAUCAGCCAAAGGCAAUGUGUUUGUUGAAGAAGAGAAAACACGAAACCAGAAUUUGUUAGUGAUUACGUACUUCUUUUUAACGGCUACAAAGGAAUGAGCAUCGUGACCUGUUAAUUAUUUCCUAGGAAUAUUUUUAGCAUUCGCAUCAGUUGAAGGCAGGGAAUGGAAGAAAAUGAGUUUUUCCGUGCCUACUUAUUUCAAGUUACCAUAUUACAUUUUCUUAUUUAUUUUACGUUUCAGAGCAUCACGGAAACGUGAAGAUAUUUAUCUGAAAGACGGUGAUUCGCACAUCUGCUCAAGGAAAAAAAAAAACCCCUAAGAGGUGUUAUGGAGUUUCAUUAACCCUUUAAUUCCCAAGAUCUGAUUGUUAAUUCUCCCCUGCAGCUGCUACACAUUUUCUUGUAAAUUAGUUAUGAGAACUUGGUGCUAGAUCAAGAUAGUAGCUUCUACCUGAUAAGUUUGAAUAUUCUCAUUACCUGUUUGCUGAAGAAUGUAUAGAUAUUGUAGGGAGAAGUUUUGUGUUAAUCACUUUUGGGAGUUAAAGGGUUAAUAACCAGCUUCAAACAGCACAUUUUCAGACGUUGCUUUGGAAACAAAAAAAUUGUUUAUAUUGUCUACAUUGAAGUUAUGACUUUUAAAUGUUAAUAUAGUUCCAUUAAUACUCUCAAUUGAUAGGAGAAUUGACUCAUUGAGCUUGUUGAGUGCAUUUGU